AUCUAUACUAAACAAGCCGAAUAGCGCCCUCUGUCGGUCUCCUCUGCUCCAAGUACAACAACGGUGUUCAAGUCGACCAGCUGCAUAAUGUGAUGACAGACAUACAAGACAGACCAUCAUAUGCUCACAUGAACUUCAGAUUGAAAUUCCACUACAUGUCAAUGACUUAGUCUACCAACAUAUGUACGAAGUGAUGUUGGUCCUAGUGAUGUAAUGGAGGGCGUAUCCAGCAAGGUCACAGAAUACGAGAAGUUUGUCAACGAAGUACUGAGGCGAGAUCUACAGAAAGUCCUGGACGAGAGAGACCAAAUUUAUGAACAGGCUGCCCAUUAUCUGCAGUUGAAGACCACCAUAGAAAAACUGCAGGAAGCCAAUUUAUCAAAGGACACUCUCAAGACUAAAAUUGACUUGGGAUGUAACUUUUAUGUGCAAGCAAACGUGCCUGAUGCAAGCAGAAUCUAUGUGCUUGUUGGCUUUGGGUUCUUUGUAGAAUUUACUCUGCCGGAGGCUCUGAAGUUCAUUGACAAAAAGUGUAAACACUUGACAAGUUUGAGCGAUAAGCUGACGAAGGAUUCUGCCGAGAUUAAAGCAAACAUCAAACUUGUUUAUGAGGGCUUGAGGGAACUACAGCAUCUUGAGAGUGAUGUAGUUGAUGACAGGGAUCGCCCUGUAUGGUGACGAAUGGGUGCACUGCACUGUACUCUGUUGCUCCAUAUAGACCAUGGGGUAUCUACGGCAGACUUCAUAGGACAGACUUCUAGCCAGGAAUUCAAGGCCACCACGGCACGAUUUGGAGAAAUUGAAUAUUCAAACUAGCCAAGUGUUUGAUGGAUAGAUCUGUAGAGUAGAUCUUCUGCCGGUCAUCUUAGGACUGCAUGGGACAAGUCGUCUUGCGUGUAUUUGAAGGUCAAGUGUAUUUGAAGGUCAACUUGGACCUGACAAUAAAUUUAAAAUAAUGCUCACCUCCACCUUGAGAGGCGGUGUAGUUUUGUUUCUAAAAAUUUUCAUAUUUUGGUUUCAACGUUUAACUCCUGAAAAAAUCCAUGUGGCCCUGGUGAAGGGACAGCUUCCAACCCUGCCCACCCCAUCCAGCUGGAUAUACUGUUGAAUUUUGGCAGGAUGUGCCAGUAUUAUGUACUGCUAAAAUUAACAAAGAGUUGUCAAAAUAGUUUGGAGCCAGCCCGCGAAUGCGUUAAACGAGGGCACACUUAUAUCAGCACAAGCAAGCAAGUGGCUUGAGCCAAGACUCAACGAACACCAGCGGCUUAUCCGAGAAUUCACCUCAAAUUCUUGUUUCUUCCGGAGAGUUUUGCAAGUUAAUGUGCAAAAACUGGAAGUGGGAAUAGCAAAAAAUCUUGAUAUUUUAUAACUUUACACAAUUUUAGGUUGCCCUUAAUUUGCCAGACGAAACGGAAAGAUAUGAAGGGUUGCCCCACGGCCUAAAUGGAGACUCAUUUUGCCAAGUGAAUUUUGCCAGGGGCCCACAGGAUGCUAGCAAUCCUGAGCAGAGAGUUGUUUUGUUCAAUUUAGUUGCAGAAAUUGCACUUAUGGCAUAAGUUGCCAUUGAUGUCGCAAUAAAUGAGGGAAAAUGGA
This is a messenger RNA of Acanthaster planci (crown-of-thorns starfish), 1593 nucleotides long. It is a transcript of the gene uxt, whose product is annotated as ubiquitously expressed prefoldin like chaperone. Lineage: Eukaryota; Metazoa; Echinodermata; Asteroidea; Valvatida; Acanthasteridae. Gene Ontology annotation, biological process: negative regulation of transcription by RNA polymerase II; positive regulation of transcription by RNA polymerase II. Gene Ontology annotation, cellular component: mediator complex. The record is from RefSeq and is a predicted model, not a curated record. Gene Ontology annotation, molecular function: transcription corepressor activity.